UCACACAUGUUGAUAGAGAUUUCCAAAUACGUGCACAAACCAACCAGCUGAUACGGGUGUAUACUAUUCGGAUUGUUUACAGUUGGAGAAAAGACAAAAACGAGAGCUCUCCCAAUUUUCCUCUGGUGGAUCCACUCUGGUAUCGACUUGUUGAGAGGGAUCAUCAUCAUCGAGAGCAUUUUAUUCUCACAAAACCAUACCUGCUAGGGUCGCCUCUAAACAUAGAAUAAAAAAUGACGGCUCUGACGUGUGAUGAUGGACAAACAAGGGUCCGAUUUCACAACCGGGUGCAAUUCAAAACAAUACGGCACGUUUCGGACUUUUUAGACCAGGAGAUAAUCGAUGGGUGGUACGACAAGGAUGAUUUCAACCAAAUGUCAGACGACGUUUCAAAAAUCGCUGCGCUGAUCGGAGAUGGGAAAACGAGCAUCAAUKGAGAAGAAUUGUGCGUUCGUGGGCUGGAGCACAUUGUUGAAGAAGAGCUGGCGGACUUUCGAGCGCAGAAAAUGAUCAACUCCAUCGACGCGGUGUUGGACGAGCAAGAAGAUCAAUGGGACGAAGGAAUAGAAGAUCCAGAAGCAAUCGCCGAAAUGUAUGCAGAAUAUGCAAAACCACUGCUAAAAGAAGCGCAUGAAAUAGGUUUGAAAGAUGCCGAAGAAGGCUAUAAGACUUGGGAUGAUUUGUUCGAAGAUCCACUGUACCGAAGACAGACUGAAAACCAAACGAAAACGAAACCAGAGAAAAAAGAGAAUACAGAAACAAACAACGAAGAAGAAAAAUCUAAGCCAAAGAAAAAGAAGAAAAAUAACAAAAAGCAAAAAGCAGAAAAACAAGAUGAGAAUUCUGAGAAAGAUAUACCACCGACAUCUUUCUCGGAUCGAUCUGAAGAUCCAUCGACAACCGUAUCGCCAUCGUCAGUGCGUUCCAUCAAGGAGUCGCCAUUGCGUCAACCCAAACCUGUCAGCAGUAUCAGGAGUUUGCAGUCGUUUGAAGCCUCGGUUACGUUGCACGAUAGCGUCGACUUGGACAUGGAGGAAGGCGAGGAACUGAAGGGGCAGAGCGAUGAACUUAGGAAAGAGGUGGAGACUGAUGGUGAUCACAAAAAAGAUGCUUCACCUAGUAAGCAACGCAAAACCAAACCAAGAAGGACUCUUGCGGAUCGGAAACAUGGUUCGGAGCUCUCUCCGUUUUAUUAUAGGAGGGACGGAACCCUUGCGUUCAAGAAACACGACGUGGAAAAGGCGAGACGAGAACAAAAAGAAAAAAGGAAGAACGCUGUUUCCGAGUCUUUGUCAGGUCUAUUGAAAGAUGACGACGAAGACGACUUUCUAGCGGGUAUUCUUUCUGGUAAAUCCAAGAGACCUUCGAGCUCUGCUGCUGACGACGAAGAUGACUUUCUAGCAGGUAUUCUUUCUAGCAAACCCAAGAGACCUUUGAGCUCUACUACACGAAGAGUGUUUCGAAAUCGAUGAAGAACGAUGAUCAGUCAUAGCUCGAUAAAAGACACCGAACUAACGAGAAAGCGCCAUCAUCUGAAUGCAAAUUUUCAUUAAUUCAGACCAAUUUUGAACAUUGCAGUGUUACCGUGACUUUCCAUUUCGAAAGCGCAUUGUUUUGGGUGGUCUAAUUCAUAAAAUCACGAAAACCGUGUGUCUUCUUUGUUGAAUCGAGGAGUGACUGCACGUGCACUAGCAAGCGGGAGCCUUCCUAUCGUAUAGAAUACGGUAACAGUGACACAUUCAUGGUGGUUUGUUCAUGUACUACGAACGAACAAGCUAACGAUGCACCAAAUGAAGCAGAUAGAUUCGAGAAAAGCGUUUUUACUUUUCAGCAGUCCAUGAAGGUUGUAAAAUAAUAUACAUAGCCAUUG
Pseudo-nitzschia multistriata is the source of this 1870-nucleotide messenger RNA. The record is from the annotation of a GenBank genome assembly. NCBI's taxonomy places the organism in Eukaryota, Bacillariophyta, Bacillariophyceae, Bacillariales, Bacillariaceae.